GUGUUUAAUUUUUUAUUUUAGUAUUGUGUUUAUUUUCACGUGCGAUUGGUUACAUUUUAACAAAACGCUUUAUUUAUUUAGAAUAAUUAUCUGUAAAAUUAACUUGCAAAACAAAUAAACGUAAAAACUUAGACAUGACUUAUUCACCUAAAGUCAGUGGAAGCUGUACUCCGUACAUGUUGCCAACAAGCAGUACUAAAGAAUUCUCUCUAAAAGUACUCAAGAUCUCUGACGUUAAGUAUCAAAUGAUGAAGUUUAAUAGUAAUUUAAAUAUUGACUUUGUAAAAUGGUCUCAUGCCAAAAUGGAGAGAGAUAUUAAUAAAGUAGAUGGAAAAUUUGCAGAAGAAGAUAUGCCUAAAUUUGGAGCUGGAAGUGAGUUUGGUCGUGAAGCUAGACAAGAAGCAAGAAAAAGAAGAUAUGGAGGCAAUAAAAAAGUGUCAGAAUCUAGUCCUUGGAUAUUAAAAGUUGGAGGAAAAAAAUUUAAAGGUGUACGUGAAGGAGGUAUUACCGACAACUCUUCUUAUUAUUUGUUUACUCAUGGAGAAGAUGGUAUUUUAAAUGCUCACAAAGUAGAAGAAUGGUAUAAUUUUCAACCCGUACAACGUUAUAAAACAUUAACUGUCGAAGAAGCAGAAGAAGAAUUCGGAAGGCGUAAUAAAGUUAUGAACCACUUUACUGUUAUGUUACAAAAAAGAUUGAAAAAUGAAGAAGACGAAGACUUUGAUGAAGAUGAUAAAACAAAAGGGAAAAAGGGACCAAAAAGUCGUAAAAAAGAGCUGAAAAUUUCUGAAAUGGAGGAAUGGGAUGAAAGCAACGAAGAAGAAUCUGAAGAAGACGAAGAACAAGAUGAAGAAAAAAUUGAAAAGAAAAAGAAACUAAAACAAAAAAGUAAAGCUAAAGCUAAACCAAAAAAGAAAUCAAAAGGAUCAGAUGAGUCAGCUACUGAGGAAAGUGAUGAUGGUGACGAAGAGGGCAGAGAGUUGGAUUACAUUUCUGAUUCUUCAGACGAUGUGACAGAUGAUGAAGCUAAAGUUACAAAAGAAAUGCAGGGUGUAUCUGAGGAAAAAGCAUUGCAUAGUCUUUUGACGUCUGAUGAAGAUGAAGAUGAAGAUGAAGAAAAGAAAGAAGAAAAGAAGGAUGAACAAAAUAUCUCUGAUAUUGAAGAAGAAGAAAAAGUUAAAAAAGAAGAAAUUAAACCAAAACAAACUACUCCUAGCAAGAAAAAAAAUAAAAUUAUUGAUAAAAAAGUGAAAAAGGAUACAGAUUCAGAUAGUGAUAGUUCUGUAGAUAGCUCAGAUAUAGACAGUGAACCAAUUAGGAAAAGACAGUUUAAUUUGGAUGCCUUGAAAAGUAAUAAUGUUGAUUUGAUUGGUUUUUCAAAUGAUUCGUCUAGUCAGAGCUUCGAACCAGCACAGAAAAAAGCUAGGAUGGAGUUUUCACCUGUUUCAAUAUCUGAUACUCAUGGAAUAACUGAAGAAGCAGUUCGUCGAUAUUUGUCACGCAAACCCAUAACCACCACUCAACUAGUUACAAAGUUUAAGAGUCGUUCUAAUUUAAGUUCUGAACAAUUAGUUAGUAUUAUUGCUUUACUAUUAAAGAAAAUCAAUCCCGAAAAGAAAAUGAUAAAAAACAAAAUGUAUUUGUCAUUAAAACAUUCAUAGAUAUAACGUACAGAAUCAAGAAAAAUUAUUUUUUUAAGUAAAUUGAAUU
Sipha flava (yellow sugarcane aphid) is the source of this 1710-nucleotide messenger RNA. Its product is annotated as general transcription factor IIF subunit 1-like. The record is from RefSeq and is a predicted model, not a curated record. The coding region runs from base 135 to 1661 and encodes 508 amino acids. Gene Ontology annotation, biological process: transcription initiation at RNA polymerase II promoter; positive regulation of transcription elongation by RNA polymerase II. The transcript has 11 exons. NCBI's taxonomy places the organism in Eukaryota, Metazoa, Arthropoda, Insecta, Hemiptera, Aphididae. Gene Ontology annotation, cellular component: transcription factor TFIIF complex; nucleus. Gene Ontology annotation, molecular function: RNA polymerase II general transcription initiation factor activity; DNA binding; TFIIF-class transcription factor complex binding.